AGCUGGUGGUGGUGGGCGACGGCGCGUGCGGCAAGACGUGCCUGCUGAUCGUGUUCAGUAAGGACGAGUUCCCCGAGGUGUACGUGCCCACGGUCUUCGAGAACUAUGUGGCCGACAUCGAGGUGGACGGCAAGCAGGUGGAGCUGGCGCUGUGGGACACGGCGGGUCAGGAGGACUACGACCGCCUGCGGCCGCUCUCCUACCCGGACACCGACGUGAUUCUCAUGUGCUUCUCGGUGGACAGCCCGGAUUCCCUGGAGAACAUCCCCGAGAAGUGGGUGCCCGAGGUGAAGCACUUCUGCCCCAACGUGCCCAUCAUCCUGGUGGCCAACAAGAAAGACCUGCGCAGUGACGAGCACGUCCGCACGGAGCUGGCCCGCAUGAAGCAGGAGCCCGUGCGCACGGAUGACGGCCGUGCCAUGGCCAUGCGCAUCCAAGCCUACGACUACCUCGAGUGCUCGGCCAAGACCAAGGAGGGCGUGCGCGAGGUCUUCGAGACGGCCACGCGCGCCGCCUUGCAGAAGCGCUACGGUUCCCAGAACGGCUGCAUCAACUGCUGCAAGGUGCUAUGAGAGCCGCCCCCUCCCGCCCGCCUGCCUCUGCCGGCUUGGCCCGCCUCCCGGGCCCGCUCCCCCAAGGACCCCACCGGACUGCCUGGCGUCUGCCUUCCCGCCCGGCAGCCGUAGCCUGGCGGCUGUGGCUCUGGCGCCGGGAUUGGGAGGCACCGGGCGCCCCCUUUCCAGUGUCUGUGUGCGCCCGGCUGAGUUGCACAGGCCCAGGAGCCCCGCUGAGUGCCAAGGGGCCCCUGAGCACCCUUUUCUGAAGAACCAAGCCUCUUCAGAGUGUGUGGCUGUGUGUUCCGACUC
This is a messenger RNA of Miniopterus natalensis, 866 nucleotides long. RefSeq names its product ras homolog family member B (gene RHOB). The record is from RefSeq and is a predicted model, not a curated record. Gene Ontology annotation, molecular function: GTPase activity; GTP binding. Gene Ontology annotation, biological process: small GTPase-mediated signal transduction. Lineage: Eukaryota; Metazoa; Chordata; Mammalia; Chiroptera; Miniopteridae.